Molecule: messenger RNA, 1062 nt
Organism: Nematolebias whitei (Rio pearlfish)
Lineage: Eukaryota; Metazoa; Chordata; Actinopteri; Cyprinodontiformes; Rivulidae
Gene: tmem82
Product: transmembrane protein 82
Exons: 6
Coding region: 1-1038 (345 amino acids)
Source: RefSeq, a predicted model, not a curated record
AUGUUUUCCUUUAUCACAUCGUUUCUACCGACUUCCUACUUCAGACUAGGGUGGUUGAUAGACACAAAUCCACUGGAUGGUUUACUUCAAGGGCUGGUGGGUGCAUGUGGGAUUUCUGUGUUGUGCUCCCUGAUGAGAGUACACGUAUUGUUAGAGGAGAGCUCAAAAGAAAAAAAUGAAAAAGGCACAUCACACGAGCGAUCAACCAGUAUGAGGCCCAUCAGUGGGCUUGCUGGGAUGCUCCAGUUUUUCUUCGUGACUGCAAUCUUGGCCAUAGUGGGGUCUCGUGUGGCAUCGCUGGUGGUGCUAGAAUUUUGUCUUCGAGCCAUCUCUGGACUGGUCACAGCUGGACCGGACUCCAGGAAAUUUCUGCAGCAGCUGUUAGUCCAGAGCCAGUUCUCUCUGGGCUGUGCGCUCAGCUGUAGUUUGAACUUCCUCCAUGAGGGAGCGUCCCAGCGCUGGCUGUGUCUGCUCCUGGCAGCAGCACUCAGCUGGUUCCUGGCACGACAGGCAGCAUCCCUCCUGCGUCACGUCACUGCUCUGUACAAGCUGCACAGCUCACAGAACUACUGCGGCAUCUGCAUCAGCCUCCUCACAUCAGGGUGGUACCUGCUGCCCAUGCUCUGCAGGACCAUGACCAUCACUUUCUUUGUGGCCGUGCUGGCUGCUGUGUCAAUCAUCAACCAACAGUUCCUCUCUGCAACGGAGGCCCUGAGGUUUUGGACCCCACUGACUAUCUGCUACACUCUCUUGGUGGUGUACAUGCAGGAGGAGCAGCACUGUCUGCCAAGCAGCCAAGCUGUCUUCAACGCAGUCAUGGUGCGUCUCGGGGGUUUGAUGGUCCUGAUGCUGACUGUGGGACGCUGGGCUGACGUGCUCCACAUCCUAAUGUGUUUCCUGGGUGAGGCCGGCUGUCUAAUCCCAGCCAAUGACCUGCUGGAUGCAGCGUCCUCACAGGAUGAAGAGGAUUUUACAAACUACGCAAGGAGAAAUCGUCGACAGAAACCCAAGACACACCAGAAGGAGCAUCAAAGAUAGCACUAUUCACUGAAAAUCAAAACA